UGCAGACUUAACCACUUCCACUUCUACUGCGUGUUGAGUAAUCGAAUUCCUGUCUUCGAGAGUGCUACAUUCCUGAUUCCACUGCUCUGACCUAGGGGACUGUUGGUGGUCUGUAGGCUAAUGGAAUGUCCGUAGGAAUUCAAAUUACAAGUCCCGAUUUUGACGAUGAGGACUAUGGCUCUUCUACAAUACCGUUUGGACGCUCCGCUUGCAAUGUAUUUGGAGCAAACUCUUCCGGGUUCGGCAGUGCAGGAGGUUUUGGAGGAACCAGCUCUGCGCCAGAUUCGCCUACUUCAAUAACACCAUUAGCUUCUGCGUUAGAUGGAACUGAAAGAAGCUUUUUCAGCUCUCCCAACAGAGGCGAUUCCAUCACCUCUAUUGAGUCGGUUGGUUUUGGCUCUACACGUUUCCCCAAUUAUCCCCGGUCAGCUACCUCUUUCAGCACCUUUACUCACUCUGCUCAGCCAUCGGUAACAGCGUCCAGUGCAGGCUUCAGUAAAAAAUCCUCCUUUGCCUCCUUUCGCAAUGCCUUUAAAAGCGGGGAGUCCAACGAACUUCCGCCAGUUCCUCAGCUCGAUCAUUGCGUGUUCAAGAACCCCUUCAACAGAUCCACGUCGCCUUUGAACAGCUCCUCUAUUGGAGUCACUGCAAAAGGGACCAUCACCACUAGUCCGCCUUUUGGUCGACCACCUACUCCUGGUUCCGUCGAUACGAGAUACGGUCGCGCCAAAAAGAGUCAUGCUCAAGCUAAAUCGUUUCAUUCCCAGUCCGGUUCCAUCUUCCACGCAUCUGAUGGUGGUAGUGAAGGCCAUGGUAUAUCCUCGUCCCCUCCUCCUGUACCUCGUGUGCCGUAUAUCCGCAGUGAAACUCCGGACUUUGAAGACGAUAAGGUCGUCAUGGACCCCAAAACACUAUCGGAUUAUGCAUUGCACGCUGUCUUUAUACGGUUUGCCUCUUCUCCCGAAUCCAAGAUUGACGCAUUUUUGCGGCAACCACUUGAACAAGAUCCGCUUCUUCCUGAGCUUAUAGGGCCUGACGUCGACCCCAAAUUGGACGAGACACUUCUUUCGCUCGGGCAAAUAGCGCAAAAGCAUACAAAGCCGGUCAUUAACUCUAUUCUUCGGUGGAGGCGAAGUCAAGUGGAAAACGUAGGCUCAGACGUGAUUCGGUACCAUAUGUCACAUUCGCCAACGGGAACAGCACGCGUUAUACGAACGCACGACGUACCCGCGCUCUUGAAUGAACGCAAAAAUCUCGCUGCUAUCUACAUCAUGUGUCGCGCACUCGACGCAGUGGUAAAGACACUUUCAAAAGACGCAAUCGGCGAGAAUUUAGGAUACUCGCUAGAGAAACCGACCUUCGAUCAGUUUCAAAAGCCUGAGUUGAAACUCCUCAUGCAGAGCACAAAUCAUCGGACAAAUUCAGAGCUUUCUGCUGCAUUGUUAGGACAUCUGGCUAAUAUCAGGUUUGUCAGUGUAACAGAUCGUUUCCUAGCGGAACUUGCUCCAGUUACUCGAGGGCAGGUACCUAAGGACCUUGACAUGAAAUAUGAGAACCUUAUAAACAGUAUCAGACACAUCCAAAUCAAGGUUUGGCCUUCGGAAGCUUUUGAAGAGGGAGCAGAGUUCAUGGAGUCGUUAUCCAAAGCUUUCAUGCAGGCACAUGGAUUUCGACUCAAGACCGCUUUCGCUGAAACUUUGAUUCACCUUUUGCACCCUAUAGGAAAGACUGCUCAAGCUGAAACCAACUUUCCAUUAUGGGGCAAGGCUAUUGAACUUAUUUAUCCUAAAGCUCGUGAUAUGGCAGCCAAACCACGGUAUUGGAACGUCGCCUUUCCGUUAAUGAUUACCAGCCUCUGUGUCGCUCCGCAAGAUUUCUACCGAAAACAUUGGGUUGCUUGCUUUGAGGUUUCAAUCCCCAAAUUGAAGGAAAAAUCUCUGCGUAUACCGGUUCUCAAUGGGAUGAUGCGCCUCAUUUGGACUUAUCUAUAUCGUUGCCAAGAAUCCCCUUCGACUACCACGACCAAAUUGGAAAACCUGUUGAAGCACUUUUUCCCACCGAAUAGGACCACCAUCUAUGCAAACGAAGAUCAUCUCGAGCCCUUUAUCUAUAUCGUUCGUUUCGUUCUUUCGCGGCAUUUUGAAUUCGGAAGAGACUUAUGUUUGGAGCUUAUACAAGAAUCGUCCAUCAAUUCGGGUUAUCAGACUAAAGGAAGAAGUCUUGCUCAUACCUUCGCAUCCGAACGGACAUCGAUUGCCACUCAAGCUAUUCUAAUGACAUUGCAUGGCAUGGAAAGGGACUCUUCAACACCCAGCUGGCCGACCACUGUUGACUUUUUUGAACCUUCUUGUUGGUCCGACUAUCCUACUUCGUCCGAUAUCCUCCCCGCGUCCAUCUUAUUGCGUCCCGGAAUGCAAGACUUUUUUGAUAGAUAUGGUUCCGCGCUUGCCAAUAUUGCUAGUGCGUGUGGGAACGGUGUUGGUCGAAUGUCGAUGUUCGACGAACAAUGGUCCUGGGCACGUUUGAACCCUUCUUACGAAGAGUCGCACAAUUAUAUUAGGCGAAAACGCCUCGAGGUUGGAAACGUAGGGUAUCCGACGAAUUUGAUAUCCCAAAUCAACCUCUUGCAGACUUGCUUCAUGUCAUGGCCGAGGUGUCUCCAUCCUUCCUUGCCUGUAACCGAAGCCGUUGACAUGCUUUUGCGAGGCGUAGUCCAUGUGGAACCAUCCAUUGGGGAUGUUGCAUGGGAAGCACUCCGACGCUUUUUAUCGGACCCUUCCCAUUCUCUGUCAGUCGUCGCGCAGUUUACGCAAUUACUUUUCAAUCCGUCGAGAUUAUCACAAGAAGGCUAUGGAACUUGGAUUGGAAGAUUGACGCAUCAUUCCCCUCAUGAGCUAGCACAGGAGGAAGACAUAAUCACACCUCGCUGUCUUGAGAUCGAGGCUGGUGCAAUGUUCCUUUUGUCACAGAUACUAGGAAGUUUGAUGUAUCACUUGUCUCCGGAGCCUUCCGGUCCCACAGAAUCUGCGCCUUCUUCAUCUUUCGGGAGGCUGCUAAAUGGGUUUGACGAGUUCCUUGAUAAAGCUGAGCUUGCUAGAUUACAGUAUCGGCGAAACUUGUACGAAGACGAGAGGGACCCUAAAAUUUUCAUGUUCAGAGACGUCUUGGUUGCUGCUGGAACACGGUAUCAUGCAACUAUGACCCAAUUGGCCGGUCUCAAUUCGAAGUUGUCCGGUAGUCGCUCGCCGAUGGCAUAUGACGGGCCACGACUAGUGGAAGAAAAUAUGCAAUUGAUAGAGCAAUGGCACAUCUGGGUGAAAAUUCUAUGCGCCACCGCGAUUUCUCCGGAAGUUGCGCGACCAGUUUUGACGCAGCUUGCCCGCGAGCACUCUCGUGUACCAUCAGACACAAGUUUUGAACAUGAACGACUAAAUACAAGUCGUGGGCUUUUCCGGUAUCUCACUCCCUUCCUCGACUCCGAAUUCACUCCUUUCUGUGAUGCGGCUGUUCUCUGUAUUAGCUCUUUUCCUCCUGAGGCCUAUCCUCAAUUACUCGAGGACUUGAGUCUAUUAGCAGGACGUCAAUUCUAUGACGACCCCAGAUUCAAAAUGGUCAAUGCGAUAUCAUUUGAGCGUAUUCGGCGACAAGAACGCCUUCAUUCUGCGGUUGCAAAGAUCUAUUAUAUCACUGCUCGUUUCCUCCAAUAUCAACGAUCUGCGGGAAGACAAGGUGCUCUCGCCAACGUUCUGAAAUUCGUCCGUAACACACAAACUUUUCUUACAUCACCAGAGAUGCGUGAGAAAUUCACGUUACAGCGGCUCCGACGCUACUUUUGUGGAAUAGUUGAGCGUCUUUUUGAAGGACCAGCGACACUCGAAGGCGCUGAUCGUUUUAUUCCGGCAAACAUGCAUCUCACAUUAUAUCGUCUAUGUGAGGAAUGGUGUCAUUUUAGACCUCAACCAGAACACGUAAAGCAACGUCUUUUGUCCAUGAAGAAGGCUGCGGCUUCAAGUGUAUCCGCUGAUGGUGCAACAUCUGCCGUAGAGCAACUUCAAGAGGAAACGCUGAUGCUGUCUUAUGCUUCUGUAGGGGCAUUAUCUAUAUUAUGUCAAAAGACCUUUUGUCCACCUGGUGUAUCAUCGGGAUCCCCGUCCGUCCGUCAUAGUCCAGAUUAUCUCAAGCCAUUGACUCCGAGCAACGUCCUAGAGCGUCUAAGCGCUAUUACGUCGUCCCACUUGCUCACGCAAGAACGAGGAAAAAAAGCCUUAAAGUCUCUACUGGCCUCAAAUAAUGCCGAUAAGUCAUUGUUGGACGAAGCAAUGAAGCGAGCCGUCGUCACUAUCGAUCAAUCUGAUACCAACAACGGCCGAUUCUUUGAAGUCAUUUCUCAAGCAAUCGCUUCUUCCGGAAACCGUGGUUUCACUUUUGCUCAAGCUCCUAGACGAGAAGCCUUCAAUUUGUUGGAAGCCAUUCAUCAUCAGGCUUCGGAAAUAUUGACCAUGUCCCAGUUUGAAGCGACCGUAAGCAGCUCAGCUUCGGGCGCCUAUAUUCAUUCCCAUCGACUCAUGUCGGAAUUCCUUGCUGGCGAACACCCCGAUCAUGCAAUAACUGUGCUUGCUCAAAUGGAUACAUGGUUGGCCGCGUUUCCCACCACCUCCGCUUUCAGUAUGGUCACUUUGUUGUUAUUACAAAAUCUGGAAUUUUGGAUACCUCACAUACAACUCAUGAAAGAUGAUAACCGUUCACUAUCUCAGGAAGCUUAUACUGCGCUUUACCAUCUCAUGGCUUUGACCUUGCGCAUAUCAAUGCUAUGGACACGUCUUGUUGAACCACCCAAUCAAUCCAACGGUCAUGCUACGAUGCGCUUUUUACUAAAACAAUCGCAUAAAGUUGGCAGUACGGUCUUCAUAGAUAGUGCCUCCGAUACUGUGGCCUGUAUAUGUCAAGGUCCUUCGGGUUGCCAAAUCUUCGAGGAGCUAUGUUCUUUGAUAGAGCCUGUACGGAUGCUACCGACCCUUGAACACAAGCUUGCCUUUCCAGAUGCGGUAGAUAUGGAGUUAUGGUCUGACCUCGAUGAUUUAUUCGUGGAUGGGCGUCCGCGUCUAUCUCUGGGUGCCGCUCAAUUCGCUUGGUUGUUUCUGGCAGACGUCGCAUUACCUCGCUAUUGGGAAUUAAGAGAACAAUUGCCUUCUUUACUUCACGCACUUUUUACGCACAUUGACAAUCAGACUUCCUUUGUACGACUUCGGGCUCGUUAUAUGCUUUUCCGGUUGUUGCGAGCUUGGGCCCCUGGGUACGAUGAAAUUCCGGAACACGCGAACUUCCGUAGUCGGGCCAUGCUGAGGAAUGAGCUAUUGGAAAUGGAGACAGAAGCUGAAAAGAUGUAUUGGUCAGAAGAAGAGAAUACUUCCGAAUCUGAACCUAAGAUGCAUUUGUUCUGCUCUCGCGUCAUUCAGUUCCUUGAACCGUUAUGUCCCUCUCUAAGAGAGAAAUGGGGAACCGUAGCUCUGGAAUGGAGUACUUCCUGCUCCAUCAGGUCUGUAGCAUUCCGCUCACUGCAAAUAUUCCGCGCUCUCCUACCUCGUUUGAAGACUCGGCAGCUCGCUUUGAUUAUUGGACGACUAUCGAAUACUAUCUCAGCCUCAGAUGACGCCGUCAGGCUCUUUACCAUUGAAUUAAUUUUGACAGGGCACGCCAUCGUGUCAUCCAACAACUUCGAUAUGUCACUACUACCUCGAAUCUUCUGGUGUACCUGUGCAGCUCUGACCAACACUGUAGAACAAGAGUUUGCUGAAGCUUUGAAGUUAUUCGCUUCUCUCCAACCCAACCUUCUCAAUGGCCUUCGUUCCUCGGUCACAACCGCUCGGACUUUGAGAAUCCUGCAGUCUCUAUCAGAGUUCAAAGAUGCAAGGAUAAUCGAUUCAUCUAAUAGCCGCGUCCGUGACCUGUACACACUUUCUUUACCAUGGUGUCUACACUCCAUGAUAACCGAGAAAACUGGAGGCGAAAAAUCCACAGAUGACGCGCUGCGUCGAUUCGCUGAAAAUAUUGGUGAUCUAGCUAAACAAGAAGGUCGUGUCAGUAUACACAAAAUCAUGACUUCCUUCGCCAAAGGGCACUUCAGGACGAAGGAUGACUUUCUUCGGCAGUCGGUUGCCAGUACCAGUCUUAGGGAGCAUUACGGCGUCGAACAUUGGACUGAGAUCGUGACACUGCUGAUGGGACUCGUUCUCAAUCGGGAACGCUGGCUGCGCAUCCAAUCAAUGCAGAUCCUCAAAGUAUUAUUUCAGCAACGAGAGACCCGGAAUCCAGUAGAACUGCUGGGCUCUGAGUUACUUAUGCCGUUGUUGCGACUAUUAGAGACUGAUCUCGCGUCCCAGGCUCUGGAUGUUCUGGAGGAACUCAUGGCUAUGUCUGGUGGUUUGGCAGCUAAACAUGUGCUUCGUAUGAGCAUGCACAGCCGGACCCUCCCGAAUUCUCAGGAGGUCGAUUCCGUCGCCACUGUUUUUGGUGUACCCGAGGAGUCGGGUUGGUCUGUUGUGAAGGCAGACGAAAUUCGAAAUGCCUGCCGCUCCAACUUGAUGGAAGUCUUCGAUACCUGUUCGAUGCCUACUCGGCCCUUACGAAUCGAAUUCGAACCAGAGGAAAUCGAAGUCCUUGCUGAACUGUCUCGUGUAGAAGACCUUGGUGGUCUAGAGACGGUGAUGGAUAUUCCUUCCACACCAUUUGUGGAUGUCUUUCGUGUGGCGGGUAUGUCAUCUGAUGAAGACUCGGACCAAAGUUCAGUCAAUAGUGACGAGGAACUUGACGCUUUUUAUUUUGAUUCGCCCACUGUAUAUCGUUCUGACAGAAAAUCUUAA
Messenger RNA from Lentinula edodes (shiitake mushroom), 6860 nucleotides. RefSeq names its product cell morphogenesis N-terminal-domain-containing protein. The record is from RefSeq and is a predicted model, not a curated record. The coding region runs from base 126 to 6860 and encodes 2244 amino acids. The transcript has 18 exons. Gene Ontology annotation, biological process: cell morphogenesis. Lineage: Eukaryota; Fungi; Basidiomycota; Agaricomycetes; Agaricales; Omphalotaceae. Gene Ontology annotation, cellular component: cell cortex; site of polarized growth.